ACCAAUAGGAUAAGAGGCCUGGAACGCAAGAUCCAAGAUGGCGGCGCCUGGCAAUGAAGAGGAGGAACUAACGCAAGAGCAAACAGAGAAACUGUUGCAGUUUCAGGACUUAACUGGUAUUGAUUCAAUGGACCAGUGUCGCCGUACACUUGAGCAACAUCAUUGGAACAUUGAGGCAGCUGUUCAGGAUAGGCUAAAUGAACAAGAAGGCGUUCCCAGUGUCUUCAACCCACCUUCCUCUCGCCCACUCCAAGUCCACACAGCAGAUCAUAGAGUCUAUAGUUAUGUAGUUUCAAGACCUCAGCCUAGGGGUCUCUUAGGAUGGAGUUAUUACUUGAUAAUGCUUCCCUUCCGGUUCACCUAUUACACGCUGCUGGACAUUUUUAGAUUUGCUAUAAGAUUUAUACGACCAGAUCCUAGGAGUCGUGUUACUGAUCCUGUUGGGGAUGUAGUAUCAUUUAUUCAAAAUUUUGAGGAACAGUAUGGAAGGAUCCAUCCAGUCUUUUAUCAAGGAACCUACAGUCAGGCACUGAAUGAUGCGAAACGAGAGCUACGCUAUUUACUAGUUUACCUUCAUGGAGAUGACCAUCAGGACACAGAUGAAUUCUGCCGUAGUACAAUGUGCAACCCAGAAGUUGUAAACUUCAUCAACACUAGGAUGCUUUUCUGGGCUUGUUCCACAAGUAAGCCAGAAGGCUACAGGGUGUCUCAAGCUUUACGAGAGAACACCUAUCCAUUCUUGGCAAUGAUAAUGCUGAAAGAGCAAAGAAUGACGGUAGUCGGUCGCUUAGAAGGUCUUCUUCGGGCUGAAGACUUCGUCAAUCAACUGACCUUUAUUAUGGAUGCUAAUGCUACAUAUUUGGUAUCAGAACGACUUGAUAGAGAGGAAAGGAAUCAGACACAAGUGUUAAGACAACAGCAAGAUGAAGCUUAUUUGGCUUCACUUCGUGCAGAUCAGGAAAAAGAAAGGAAGAGAAAGGAGGCACAAGAAAAGAGGAGAAGGGAAGAGGAAGAUGUCAGGCAACAGUUACUUGCCGAAGAAAAAAGACAACAAAGUUUGCAGGAAGAGAAAGAACGCAAGUCUGAAUGUCUUCCCCCUGAGCCUUUUCCAGACAAUCCAGACAGUGUUAAAAUUGUCUUCAAGUUGCCAAAUGAUACUCGAGUGGAGCGACGAUUUCUGUUUACCCAGUCGUUAACGGUAAUAUAUGACUUUUUGUUCUCCUUGAAAGAAACUCCUGAGAAAUUUCAAAUAGUUGCUAACUUUCCACGGAGAGUACUGCCGUGUUUGCCCACAGAGAGAGAGCCAAAUCCACCCACCCUGCAGCAAGCAGGAUUGAGUCGCUGUGAAGUCUUGUUUGUUCAAGAUCUUACCGAUGAUUGAACCAGAAAUUAACCAUGGGAUCAUUUUUUUUUAAUAGCUGCACAGUAUAACGGAUCACAGACUUUCUCACAAACGAGCCAAGUUUUUGCUGCGUUGGUUGGCAAAUGUCUAUGCAGCUAGGUCGCUCGUCAUUUCCUGGGAUGAACUGCACUGUCCAUCACUAUGCUAUUUUUUUAAAAAAAACUCAAGCCCUGCAGCGUUGAGUGGUUUUUGAUCAGAAGAUAUGAAAGUAAAUUAACCCAUUUCUCCACCUGCAUAGACCUUAGAUUACACCAUCAGAGAACCCUUACCCUUUCUCCUGCUAAUUUUGUUUUCCCAUUUACCGAUAUUUAUGUUGUAUUUCUAUUAAAAUGAAAAAAGAAAGACCAAAGGAGGGUUGGCUGUUAUUGAAUUGUUUGCACCUGGGCUGGUUUAAGUUCUUAAUUGCCAUGGCUUUUGCUGUGGUGAAGCCUCAGUAAGUAGUUUGUCAGCCUGUAGUGCCUGUGGUAACUAGAGCCUGCUCCAUGUUUAAUACCUGUGCAGGCUUAUUGUACUCGAGGUGUAAUUUAUUCCAACAGUAUAAAUUAAAAUCAUUUUAGAAUUUUA
Molecule: messenger RNA, 1966 nt
Organism: Hemiscyllium ocellatum (epaulette shark)
Lineage: Eukaryota; Metazoa; Chordata; Chondrichthyes; Orectolobiformes; Hemiscylliidae
Gene: faf2
Product: Fas associated factor family member 2
Exons: 12
Coding region: 38-1381 (447 amino acids)
Cellular component (GO): endoplasmic reticulum
Molecular function (GO): ubiquitin binding
Source: RefSeq, a predicted model, not a curated record